AUGGCUUCUGAGUGCUGCAUCAGUAUCACCAAAUAUUUCCUGUUUCUCUUCAACUUAAUCUUUUUUUUUCUGGGCUCAGCUCUCCUUUCUCUGGGACUAUGGAUAAUAUUUUCAGAGUCGAUCUUUCUCAUACCUGCUCCUCGCUUCCUAUCCCUGUCUCUCUUCUCCUAUUUGCUGAUUAUCAGUGGUGCGGUCACUAUGUUUUUAGGCUUUUUUGGAAGCCUUGGUGCACUGAAGGAGUUUAAAUGUAUGCUGGGAGUGUACUUCCUCCUGCUCACCCUGAUACUUGCAGCGCAGAUCAUUGGUGGAGUUUUGCUUUAUACACAGCGAAGCACAUUUCAGGGUUCCCUAGAGCACCAUGUUGUGGAACUCAUUAAGUCAGUUGGAAAGAAUGACUCAAGUCUCCAAGAUUUUAAACAGACCCUAGAGUUCCUUCAACAUGAGGCUGAGUGCUGUGGCUGGAAGGGCAUAAGUGACUGGGAAAUAGCCCCCUGUUCCUGUUACUACUCUGAAAACAUCACAGCUAAUGCAACAGCACAGAGCUCAGAGAUAUGCACCUGUCCCAACAUUGACGAGUGUAAGGCAUAUCAACAGGGUUGCCAGGGCAUUAUUAAAAAGUGGCUGGAUGAACAUAUUCUAAUCAUUCUUGCAGUGCUAGCUGCUAUAGCUGUGGUGGAGUGUCUUCAGUGGCUGUGCCUUGUUUUAUUUUGUUGUCUUAACCGUUCCUGUCGCUGUUGCCACCCAAGAAAGUCUCAUGGCAGCCAUGUUCAACUCUCCAGAUAUGUGGUUUGAUCCUUUCGAUGUGUCUGUAUAGAAGAGUUGCAGAGGAUUACAGCACUGCAUUUUCCCGUUAGACUGCAGUGGAUCGCUGGAAUAACAACAGCUAUUUACACACAUUCAUACACACAUGCUGUUCAUUUUAUAGCUCAUUAUUACUACUGUCUGCAUCUGACUGCCUUGUUGAUUUUUAUAUGGUGUGUUUCUAAAUAAAUAAUA
Trichomycterus rosablanca is the source of this 996-nucleotide messenger RNA. RefSeq names its product CD37 molecule (gene cd37). Gene Ontology annotation, cellular component: plasma membrane. Bases 1 to 792 code for a protein of 263 amino acids. The record is from RefSeq and is a predicted model, not a curated record. The transcript has 9 exons. Lineage: Eukaryota; Metazoa; Chordata; Actinopteri; Siluriformes; Trichomycteridae.